AUGGCUCCUCCUGGUAGCGUUCGAGAGGUGCUGCUGCCUCAUCAAUCCAAAGUCGACUGGAUCUGGGGCCUCGCAAAAAACGACAUUGCGAUCCCACAGCCCUUGAUGGGUUUCUACUGGAACAUGCCGCAGGAUGCGCCUUGCAUCCUCUCGCUCCCCAAAGCACGCCGCUGCUUCAAGCGCGGCGAGAUCCCUCACGGCCGUCGUAGCGUGGCCUGGGACGACGGUUACGUCUGCGAUGCGGCCGCUGCUCUUCGCGUCAGGCGUGGUCCUAAGAUGAACACGCUCGUUCGGCCGAGGACGUGGGAGGACAUGUACCAGUACUUUGACGCCGUCGAUCUCUGGACCAUGGGCGCCUGGAACCUCUGGCGGGUCGUCCAUUUCGCAUGCGACGAGAACGAAGGGGCCCCCGGCGAGCCGUCUUCCUCCAAGUUCGCCGCCUUUGAAGUCGUCGACGAGUGGGCAUACGAUUGGUGCACCCACGAGGAGCACCGCACUCGCCUAAGCGCGUGGGACGAGCGGUCCGAUAUCCUGUGCGUCCUGUCGCCGGCCGAGAUCAACAAUGUCUCGUGCUGCGGUGUCCAGGAGCUCUCGGCGCUCCGCGGGGCGCUCAGGUACUGGUCUCGUUUCUACAAGAACCAGUCCCGACAGGGGGACAACGGCCAGGGCGUCUCGGCCGUGUCGGCAAGCAGCAGCAGCUGUCAAGACGCUCAGGACUCGUCGCCUGCUCGCGCACUCGAUGGUACGUACGAACUUUACCGGUUGGACUUCUUCUCCCCUCUUGUGUCGGCCCCUGAACUGGAAGCAUAUUAUGGCGAAACCGAGAUGGCUAACCGCGUCACAGAUAAUGACAUCGCCCUCAGCAGGCCCGAGCCGAGCUCCAUCGCGCCGACCAGCCGUCCGCGGCGCCGCUCCAGCUCGCUAUCCCUGCCGCGCGCAAGCUCGCGCCGGGACGACGGCGAAUAUACCUACGUCGCGAACCCGGCCGUUGUCAUUAUGAAUGGAACGACCGCCGCCAGGACGCACCAGCUGUCGUCCGGCUCUAGGCUGGCAGAAGCUCGCACGGGCGAGAAGCAGGGCAGGGGUCAUAAGCAUUCCAAAUCCGGCCCGGCUCCCGCGGUUCGUCCGGCCCAUUCGCUGGCAACGAGAGGCGCUGGCGUCGAGGGCCCAGGCCCCUCCCGGUUGCCGAGCAGCUCACAAAACCUAUUCAGCCGGGCCAACGGUGCUUCUCGACAGCCGAACCAGCCGACCCAGCCGAUCCCCGGCUCCGUCGAGGCCGGCAUUGCCAACAGGACCGGCCACGACCCCCAUCCACGCUCCCAGGGCUCCGGCCAUCGUGCUCGCUGCCCCAAUCACGGCCGCCGGAACCACGGCUCGGAUUUCAGGUUUGCCCCCUGCUCUUGCCAGCAGUGCGUCGAGAAAGCGCGCAGCGUUCAUAUCGCACCCCUCGAGAUAGGAGACAUGUCCAACAGGGAGGCCCGGGCCGCCAUCGCCGAGCACCUGAGUCAGUGGGGCCACGUGGAGGGCUGCGAGCUGAAGAAGUCCUACAGGGACAACUACUACGCCCUCGUCCGGUUCUCCAGCGAGGCCAGUGCUCACCUUGCCGUCCGCCGGUCGAAAGAGGAUGUCCGCGGACACCCGAGGCUGGGAUGCUUCACCAUCUCCUACCCGCUGAGAUCCAAGCACUUCAGGCCCGAACCCAGACCUCGACUGGGGAGCAGCGGAAGUCAUCAUUCCGCGGGCAACGGGAGCCCAUCUUCGGGUGGCACCGGCAAUCUCUCCUCGGCCCGGGACGGUGGGAGCCCUCGAUACGGUGGUGGCUCUCAGGGCACACGGCAGUCGUUCUCACAAGAGCGGCAGUUGCAGCAGCGCUUCGGUCGCGGUUCACGCUCGCACCAUCACCAACGGGCCGAGAGGGCACUCCUCUCCAGCAUCAGGACGCCCCCCCGUCGGUCACUGAGCCACCAGUUCCCGGAUCCGCCGCACCCGGCAGCCCCUGGGGCCAAGCGGUCGCACAGCAUGAUGCAGCCUGGUCAGCUCCAGCUCCAGCUCCAGUUCCAGUACCGGAACCAGAACCAGCAUCGGCAUUGGCCUUCAUCGUCCGCCGGCACCUUCUCCGGCUCUCCCUCGUGUGAGAAUGGACCCUGGUCCAGCCACCACUACCCUCGGGGAGCUCCUUCGUUCAACCCGCAUCUCCCACCGCCGCCACUCCCGGGGCAUUACGUACCACCACCUCCUUACCAGCCAUUCUUCAGCAGCCCGUACCCACACCAUCCCUGGCCGGACAUGUCCAUGCCACCCGCUGCGUCUUCGUACUAUCCGCCCCUGCCCCCGCCUCCGCCCCCGCCUCCGCCGCACGCACAACACUAUCCCGGUUCUGAGGAGGCGCGUCACCCCGGGUUUCACUGCGCCGCAAGGUCUCCGCAGCCGCCUCUUCCUCAACCGGCUUACGGCUGCGGCACUCAACCUCAGGGCCAUUCCUCCCCAACCUUCUCCGCGCAGACAAAACCGCCUUCUGAAACAGAGGCAUUUGGGAGCUACCCGAUUUCAUCCAACACCUCAACCCACUCGGCUCAGAGUUCUAUCGCGAGCACAAGCGUCAAGGUCCGCCUGCCGGAGUUUCCCGAGGAUAAGCACUUCCCGGACACCGUCCCUAUCCUUCCGAGUCAUAACAAGGUCAAGGAGGAUAGUCCCGUCAGGCGGAUCAAUUUUGGUGAUGUGUCUUCUUCCGAGAUGGACACCGGGGGGCCCGCUCCCGUCACCGUCCCGGAUCGUAUCAGGGCGCGCCCGAACAGCUCUGUGAGGCGCAUCACCUUUGGAGACUUUGGUCCCCCCGAGACGCCGGGGUCGACAACCGCUUCUCCCGCUGCUGCUGGGCGCUCAGAGUCCACGACGCCCACACCAGCAGCUGCUCCGGCACCCCCCAGCGCACCUCCCGCCGGCAGUGCAAUGACAUGCAGUGGCACUCAGGUCCUCACCUCGGACGACGACACCCGAGCGCCCAGAGGUCCCCACGCUGGGCGCACCCAGCAGCCGACUCCAUCCACUCCAACCCAACAACAACAGUACAUCAACGGAUGCCGCGAACCCCACGUGAGCCACGAAUCCAAGCCGGCCAACGCAGAGAACGAUCAUGAAAAUGAAACGGGGUCUGAAGGGCAACUCGACAAACCUACCACACUCCCGUCUCGUCAGAACGUGGGGGACGUCAGGCUCGAUCCCGAGUACAACGCCACCGUGAUCCGCCGGCCGCCGCGCCAUGGCCGCGUGUAUUCUUCCUGGAUAGGGGACGGAUUCCCCCCUGUAGCUCAGCCGACCUAUCCGGAUGCUUCAUCGCAGCCGCAAGCUGGAGGAAUAAACGCCGCAACAUGGCUGCAGGCACAGGAUGAGACUUCGCCAUCCCAGGCUUGGAACCCGGCCGUCGCACCUUUUGCGCCCGCCCCGCGACCUCAGCAUUACCAGCAUUACCGGCCUGGCGAGCCCUACAUGUUGAAGCAAAAGGGCAAGAAGCGGAGAAACAAGUAUAGGAACAAGUCCCGCCUCAGCUCCCAGACCGCAACUCGCUCGAGCACUCCCAUCCCCGAGGCCGCGAACCACAACAACGCUCUUGCGCCCCAGGAGGCGGCCGCCGGCCCAUCAGCCUUCGCCAACGGCGAGACGUCGGCCCGUUCGUCCCCGGGGCAGCACCAGGACACCACCAUCCAGCCCCUUCUGCUUCAGAGCGGAGAGGACCACCAGCCCGUCGUACCCCAGCCGCAGCAGCAGACUCCGGGCGACGGCGGCAUUGCCAACCACGUCGAGGAGGCGAUUGACGGCGUGGAAACCCGCAACGGCAUGCUGAAGCGGGACAGGAAGGGCAAAGGAAAGGCGGCCUCGCCAUCUCGUGUGGCAGUUCAAGCCAGCAGCAAAGGCGGCGGCGAUUGGCUGGAUGAGCACGCCGCGGUGGGCAACGGCGGAGAGAGUAGCAGCAGCACAACGGGUAAAGGCUGGAAGAAGAGUGCCGGCCAUGGCAGUGGUAGUGGUGGUGGCGGCAAGAGCUGGCACUGGGCCCGGAAGAAGGCGGCCGGUGACCAGAGCGGCGGCGAGAAGACGGCUCCUCCCCCGAGCGUCGGCGAGACAAGACAAGACGGCAACGCGGCGGAGAGAAAGAACGGCGCGGCUCACACCGUCAAGGAGCUCGCGCACGACACCGGCGAGGACAUUACCGCCGCCGCCGCCGCCGCUUCCGAGGCCGAAACUGCCGACAAGACCGAUACGACCAAGGACAACGAACCCGCCAUCAUUACCACUACCACCACCACCACCAACAACAACAACAACUACAACUACAACUACAACGCUGCGGCCUACGCCAAGAGAGCCGGCGCCGCAACCCGCCCGUCCGCAUACCGCGCCAACGCGGGCGGCUCCCUCCGGAUCCCCCGGCAGCGGCUCGCCAUGCACGGCGGCAAGAAGCGACCGCCACCCGCGGCAAGGGGCGACGAGCAGGAGGAUCACGAGGAGGAGGAUCACGAGGAACAGCAGGACAGAGACGCAGAAGCGGAAGCGGCGGCGGCGGCGGCGGCGGCUGUUAUCACUGCUGCAGAGAAGAGCCGCGGCAUUCCCGGAAAGAAGAAGAAGAAGAAGGGGACCAGCAAGAAAGGGAAUAAAAAGAAGACGAAAGGCAAGAAGGGUAACAAGAAGAACAACCACAACAAGAAGAAGAAGAAGAAGAAGAGGCAACAAAAAGGAAAGAGAAAGGAACCGGCGAGCGACCUAGAUGGCCAAGGCGAAGAGGGAGACAUGAGGAUCAAGAACUGGUUGGCCGAAACGCCGGGCGGGAAACCGCCAGCCCGUUUGCUCGUCGUAAUGUUGUUCCUUUUGCUUACCGGUCUGGUCCAGAUUGGCGCGUUGUGGGACUGGUUAGGGCCCGGAGGGCGAGCACAGGUGUCAUUCCAAUCUUGA
Messenger RNA from Thermothelomyces thermophilus ATCC 42464, 4944 nucleotides. RefSeq lists its product as uncharacterized. The record is from RefSeq and is a predicted model, not a curated record. Bases 1 to 4944 code for a protein of 1647 amino acids. The transcript is spliced from 3 exons. Gene Ontology annotation, molecular function: nucleic acid binding. NCBI's taxonomy places the organism in Eukaryota, Fungi, Ascomycota, Sordariomycetes, Sordariales, Chaetomiaceae.